CUUAUACACACACAUGCACACAUACACACAUAAUUAUGUAAAUAUACACAUAACUCUUGUCACAAUGUGACAACGUAUUUGAAGAGAAAAAAAUACAUAUAUAUAUUUCUACUAUGACAGGUAUUUUUAAAAUUGUCUGUCUAUAAAUAGAUCUGUCUGUACUUUUUUAUGUCUGUUCACAUAUUUCUAGAUCAGUGUUGAAGGUAAGGUUGGUUAAAUAUAUUUCUAGAAUAAGAAUUGAAAUUGUUAGCAACAAUUAUUUAUUCAACUAUAUGUCCGUCUAUUAUUUUUGAUGACUUCAGCUUUUACAUUACAUAUGAGGCAUCAUCCAUCAAACCCAUUGAAUAAUAGAUCAAUUAAUUAAAUUUUAUUAUGAAUGAUGAAAUACAAUAGAAGAAUAUCUAAUGACAUAUAUUUCUUUUUUCUAAAUGAUCCUAGAGAUCAAUAAUCUUUGUAGAACAUUGAAGAUUUCAAUUCAAAGUAGAAUAGCAAAUAAUAUGGAAGGUUUAUUCAACCAUUUUAUUACUUAAAAUGUCUUAUCAUUAGAUUAAUAUUAUGAUAAACAUAUAUAAAAGGAAUAUAUCAAUGUUGUUUAUCAUAUUCAAUGACUUCAUAAUUCAAGCAUGUCGAAUACAUCAAACACCAUUUGAAGAAUUCUGAGUUGAAUUUUCAAUGUUUCCAAUUUAAAUUAUCACUUGACAACUCAUUUUAAAUUUGAAUGUCAUUAAUAAUGAAGUUAAUUAAAACAAAAUAAACACACGAUAUUGAAUUUAGGUAUAUUUUAGAUUUUUUUAAAAUAAAAAUGUGGUGUAUUCCAACAAAACAUGAACAUUGGUUUAAAUUAUUAUUCAUUUAUUCAUUUAUUUCAUGUAAUGGUUUAUUGAUAAUUGUGAAUUCUUUGGAUAUAUCUUACUGGAUAAUUGAAGAUACAAAAAUGACAAUCUCACAAUUGGAGAAUUCUAGUAUUAAAUCAACAUUAUCAAUGAAUAAAUCAAAUACCUCAGAAUGUAUCAGUGAAAAUGAUUCUGUAUUAAUUACUGGGAUAAUUUUUAUUUUAUCAUUAAUUGUUGCAAUAGCUACUGCUGGAGGAAAUUUUCUAGUAAUUUUAGCCGUGAUACUUGUGAAAAAACUUCAAACACCAAGUAAUAUUCUUAUUGGAAGUUUAGCAUUCAGUGAUUUCUUUGUGGCUCUAUUAGUUUUACCCUUUACAAUAAUUGAUGCAUAUCAAGGUUAUUGGCCGUUCAAUGAGGGUUUAUGCGAUAUGUAUAUAUCUUUCGAUGUAUUAUUGUGUACUGCAUCAAUACUAAAUCUUUGUGCUAUUUCCAUUGAUCGAUAUUUGGUUAUCACAAAACCACUGACAUAUGCAAGUAGACGAACACCACAACGUAUGGCUGCUAUGAUAGCUACUGCAUGGAUAGGUUCAGCAUUAAUAAGUAUACCACCAAAUUUUGGCUGGAAAGAUCCAUUUCAAAAAUGUGCCUGCGAGUAUAGUAAAAAUGUUGGUUAUCAGGUGUAUGCAACAUUUUUCGCAUUUUAUCUACCACUUAUCGUGAUGAUUAUUCUGUAUGGUAGGAUAUUUAAAUUGGCUAGAGAAAUGUCACGUAGUGGUCAGUCAAAAAUGACAGCAGGCAUAUCACGUAAGUCAACUGAAGUGCCAGAAACUGUAUCUAAUAAUUCACAUUCAGAACCGAUAUUAGAUAAAAGUAUACAGGAAUUACAAAUUACAAGUACAAAUAUAACUGAAUAUGUACAGUCAGAUGAUGAGCAUAUAGUAACUAAAGCAAUUAAUAAUGGUGUGAAAAAGGAGGGAGAUACAAAUGAUAUCUGUAAAGCAAGAGAAUAUGAUAAAAGAUUAAACUCUUACUCAUCAAGAAAACUAUUAACUGAUUCUAUGAAUGUGACCAAUGAAUUGUCCAGAGAAGCUCAUGGAAGAAGAUCUCGUGGGAAUUCCGAUACGAAAGUAAUUAAAACACUCGGAGUUAUAAUGGGAUGUUUUUGUCUUUGUUGGCUUCCAUUUUUUAUGAUACAGGUUGAGGUGCCCCAGUUAAGUCAAUUUUUGAAAUGAAAAUUCAUACAAUCGGGAAAGAAUAAAAUUAGACUAGGACAACAAAAAAUCCAUGUUUUAUAUCCAGUGUCAAUUUCACAAUUUACUUACUUCUAAAAAGCUUAGAUGAACAAUUCAACCAGCAUUAUGAAUGUAACUGUUUUAUAAACUUACUUAGCAAAGUUGCUGUGUAAUUGUAUUAUUUUUAGAUGAUUUUGACAGUUCGCAAUUGUGCUGUUACAUUGAAUUUCUGACGUAUCUGUUGAUGAAAGCAUGAACGACUAAGUAGAUAAUAUCUGUUUAUACGAUAUAAUGUUGUGCAGCAAAUUUAGUACUCAUCAAAACUUCAGUUUCCGAAGUCAUAUUUACUUGAAAGCUACUUUUGGCCCUUUUAAGUGCAGCUGGUUACAACACUGUGAACAUGAUUCCAGUUAGUGUAUUUCGAUUUUUACAAUGGUUAGGUUACGUGAACAGUUUUCUCAAUCCACUUAUAUAUGCCAAAUUCGAUCGUGAAUUUCGUGGUCCUUUUAAAAUGAUACUUCUGUGUCACUGUCGUAAUAUUAAUGCACGAUUACGUGCAGUUCACUAUUCUGCUCAAUACGGUCUACCAAGUUCAUCAAGUAAGCGUCAAAGCAUUGUUGUAUCUUCACCUUAUACACGUAAUGAUACAACUUCAAGAUGGUUAGGAAAGUCUGUAAAUCAAAGAUGUACAAGUGCCGUACCUAUACGGCCACGUCGAAGACCUCAAAAGAAUUUCAGAAACGCUAUUUCAGGUCAAAUGGAUGAAACAUGAUUCUAUUUUUCAUACUUUUUACAUAUCUCAAAAUCUGACAUCAUAUGGAAUAAAGCUCAUAAUACAUACGUAUAUAUAUAUAUAUAUAUAUAUAUAUAUAUAUAUAUAUAAGCAUACAUAUGUAGAUAGGUCGAUGAUUGAGAUCAUUUUUUGUAUAAAACUGUAUGCUUUUUUCUGUACUUGUAUAUUGUGAUCUACUUAAAAGGUUUCUCUCAAUAUGUUUGUCCUUUUUACAUGCAAGGCAGAAAGACAUUUUUUCAAAGCAACUCACUACAAUAUUUUAUCCAAAAUAAAAUAAAUACCACCAACCACACUGAACUAAUUUUAUUUAUUCUCGAAGAAUCAACUUCUUAUUUUUUUUCUAAGUAACAAGACAGUGUUUACAGAUUUUUUUCUUUUCUUUUGUAAAUUUCUUUCUUGUUUGAUUUAAUACAUAUUUCUUUUUGUUGCUUUUUUCUACUUCAAACUAGUCACAUGUAAUAAGCACUACUUUUGUAAUCAUUAUGAAAAAGGUGUAAUAAUGUACAUAACAGAUCAAAUAAAAUUAUAUAGCACUAA
Schistosoma rodhaini is the source of this 3395-nucleotide messenger RNA. Lineage: Eukaryota; Metazoa; Platyhelminthes; Trematoda; Strigeidida; Schistosomatidae. The record is from the annotation of a GenBank genome assembly.